AUGGCCGCCGCGGUGGUCGACGACGCUGGGAUGGACGCCGUCCAGAAGCGGCUCAUGUUCGAGGACGAAUGCAUUUUGGUGGAUGAGCAGGACAAUGUUAUUGGCCAUGAGUCAAAGUACAACUGCCAUCUGAUGGAAAAGAUCGAGGCUGAUAAUCUGCUCCAUAGGGCAUUCAGUGUGUUCCUUUUCAACUCAAAAUAUGAGCUGCUACUUCAGCAAAGGUCCGUGACAAAGGUUACCUUUCCUUUAGUUUGGACCAAUACCUGCUGCAGCCAUCCUCUGUACCGUGAGUCUGAGCUUAUCCAGGAGGACUACCUUGGUGUGAGAAAUGCAGCACAGAGGAAGCUGCUGGAUGAACUGGGCAUCCCAGCAGAAGAUGCCCCAGUUGACCAAUUCACCCCUCUCGGUCGAAUGCUUUACAAGGCACCAUCUGAUGGAAAAUGGGGGGAGCAUGAGCUUGACUACCUGCUGUUCAUCGUCCGGGACGUGAAGGUGCAGCCGAACCCGGAUGAAGUCGCUGACGUGAAGUACGUGAACCGCGAGGAGCUCAAGGAGCUGAUCCGAAAGGCUGACGCUGGCGAGGACGGCGUGAAGAUCUCCCCCUGGUUCAGGCUGGUGGUGGACAACUUCCUGAUGGGCUGGUGGGACCAUGUCGAGAAAGGCACCCUCGCCGAGGCUGUGGACAUGGAGACCAUCCAUAAGCUGAAGGAGUGA
Molecule: messenger RNA, 714 nt
Organism: Miscanthus lutarioriparius
Lineage: Eukaryota; Viridiplantae; Streptophyta; Magnoliopsida; Poales; Poaceae
Source: the annotation of a GenBank genome assembly